UUCCAACGCUAUAAUCUUUAUGGAGGCAAACUGCCGCAUCUUUUUCGUAUGGAGCAGGUGGUGGGCCUGAACCCGUUGACCUUUUGGUUAGCAGCUGAGUGCUUAACCACUACACCACCUGAGUUCUUCGGUCUAAUACUAGUAUCACAUUAAAGUGAGGAUAAAGGUAUGCUUGAAUGAAGAGGUUAUAACUAGUCUUCCUUUAAAGGCUCCCGUUUGUCCACUUCAGGACAGCAAAAGAGAAAUGCUUAAUGGUGUGGCCUCCAGGUGUACUUGAAAACUCAUGUAGAAUUAAAACAAACACACCCAUGUUAGGGAAAAGCUACAGCAUGGUAAGAAAUUAGAAAUCAAGAACCUUUUCAUAUUUUCUGUGGAGAAAAGAAUUAUGACACCAGUAAAUCGAUUUGUGGGCAGUGUUGUCGUCUUCUGGUGCUGAUGUAACGAAUAUCACAAGUGGGAGGCUUUAACAGACAAGUUUAUUUUCUCACAUUUGUUUAAACCCAUUGCCAUUGAGUUGAUUCUGAUUCAUAACAGUCCCCACCAGGGGUCCUUCUUCACGUGUAUGUCAUAAUCACUAUAUUUAGUGGAAAAAAAAUUCUUAGGCCUGGCCUGAGCCUCUUUAUGUUUUUGAUGAGGGUAAGGGUGGUUCUGUUCAUUCUAAACCCACUGCUGUUGAGUCCAUUCCGACUCAUAGCGACCUUACGGGGUAGAACUGCCGCGUAGAGUUUCCAAGACUGUAAAUCUUUACAGAAGCUGACUGUCACAGUUUCUUUCUUAAGAUUAUGGUAAAAUCUAUCUAGUUAUUAAUUUUUAAAAUUUGAAACAUUUGUUCCUGUGGGUCACUCUCUGGUGGGACAACCGCAGAGCACUGGCAGCAGACACAGGUGUUUACAAGCUGAGGCUUGCCCAGCUGGGCUUUAAAGAAAGGUGUUGCCGUGCUCUUAAGAGUGAGCCAGCAGAAAAGGGGCAUGUGAAAGACUGCUCUUUAUCCCAUAACAACCAGAAGCAAGACUAGCAGCCAUGCCCGUUAUACCACUUCGCAUUUCCUUAAUCUGAGUUUUUGGAAGGAGAUACUGUUUACUGAUUAAUAGAAUGAGACUGUGCAGGAAUAAGUAAUCGCCACAAUUUUGUCUUAAUGUUUUAUUUGUGUGUGUGUGUUUUAGAAGUAAACCUUUGAGGUCAAAUGAGCUUAGUUUUGGUAUCCUUUGUGAUAAAGAUGAACAGUUUGAGCACGUAGACUGUUAAUUAUUUGAAAGACUACAUCUAGAAUAGUCCAAGAAAAUGACAACCACUGAACUUUCCAGUGGUAACCUGAUGCUCUUGCCAGCUUCAUCUGCGGUACCAAAUCUGAAAGGAUACAUUUAUAUAAAACAAGAGUAGGUUUCCUAUAGGGGAAAACCGUUUGUCAUUUGCUCUUAACAAGGUAAAUCCCCAGGGAAAAACCUUUCUUGUAAAACCGUUCCCUUUGGGUUUAUCCUCACCCUCAGUAAAAAUGGAGAUAUGAUAAACAAAGGUAUGAUGAAAUAUGAGUUAGCUCUUGCGUUUUUGCCUAGAAGUUCCUCAUUCUUCAUGAUUUAUCAUUUAAUUUUUAUUUAAUGCUGCUGUUUCAUUGAGUUAAAAGAGACUCAGAAUACAGUGCGUUAAAUUGAUUUUGCUUUAUGCUAAUUGAAAAGUUUUUUUGUCUUAGUGGCGGAGUCAAAUUAAUUUACUUUUAUAUUAAACUAUAUUCCCAAUAUGCUGACCCAUGAAUAUAUUGGCCGAUGAAAUAGUAUGGAAACCACAAAUGCUAACAGAUUGCUAAAUACUUGCAAGUCUUAAAUGGAGGUUUGCAUACAGCUGCUGACUUCUAAGAUUUGGGUACUGGAGUAACUAAAUACUAUGCUACCAUAUUUGUUGAAUAUAAAGAGGAAAAGCCUAAAAUAUUGGAUAUAGCCCUAAUAUCUUAAUAUCUGAUGAGUUAGUAAUUAAGGUACAUUUUAAAGUGUUUCUAAAUAUGGAAUAAUAGAAUCCUCUAAAAAGAAGUUAGUUUGGAGUUUUUCAAAGAGCCCAGCGUUCUGUAUUUCUCUGGAUCAGAGUCUUUCAGGAUUCCUCAUUGCCUAUUUGGCAUAUUCAUUUAAGAAAUAUUUAUUGAGUUCCAAGAUGUGCAACAAGACUGCCUGUAGGCUUUGCUGUCAGGAAGCCUACGGUCUGGUGUACAUUCAAAGGCCCCUCACACCUACGUUUCCAAACUUCGGCUUCACCACUCUGUGACUUUUCUGUCUAGAUUGUUUUCAAAAAGUAUUUAAUGGCAUGAAUUUAUGAAUUUUGGAUAUUUCUUCAAAUAUAGCAUCAUCUAGCAGGCAGUAGAUUUGGGUGGAUCUUUAAUCAAGGUCUCUGUUCCUCUUUCUUUUUCCAAUGAUGUUUUCUUCCCUGUCUAUGUACAUGUGUUUGAAUCUCAUGUGUAUGUAUGUACAUGGGAAAUUCACGACUUCCUGGGAUUUCCAUCCUGUCUGGGAAGACUCAUUUCUUAGUUUCAGAAGUUAGGGAGUGUCUUUUAAGACCCAGCACCACCUGCCUGUUUCCUAGUUGUGGCCAGGUGGGGAAUUCAUAAUAUGGCUUAAUAUGGGAGAGACGUGGGAUGUUAUGGGAGUUUUGCUUUGCGGGGGCUCCUUUGAAUACCCCAUGCCUCUUGACUUCUGCUGCUGCCUAACCUCCCUGUACCCACUGGGGCAUCCAGGUGCAGGAUCCAGACCUGGAUUCCAGGGUUGCACCAAAGCAGCUAGUGGCGUCAGAGGGCAGUAGUCAAACCCGCGGUUGCGUUUGUGAUACUCCGCUGAUGGCCACACUGUGAAAGGCAGGGCAUCCUGGUUUGAUGUCCGCUCCAGAGACUUAGGAACCUUGCUGGUACAAUGGUUAAGGGCUUGGCUGCUAACUGAAAGGGGGGGCAGUUCGAACCCACCAGCAACUUCACGGGGUAAAGACCUGAUAAUCUGCUCCCAUAAAGCUUACAGCCUAGAACACCUUGGAGGGAAGUUCUCCUUUGUCACAUGGGGUCACUGUGGUCGGAAUCGACUUGACAGCUCACAACAGCAACAACACAGAGACUUUACCCCCAAAACCUUUGUUUUUUAUAUGGAGCUUUAUAGAUCCAUUCAGCCCCCUUUUGAAUGAGUGUAUUUUCAUUCUGUUCCAUCUCUGGAGGUGGUGAGUUUGAUGAAUUUACUACUUAUCCUGAGAUAACCUAGGAGCCCUGGUGGCACAGUGGUUAAGUGCUGAGCUGCUAACCAAAAGGUCAGUGGUUCAAACCCACCAGCCUCUCUGCUGGAGAAAAAGUGGCAGUCUGCUUCUGUAAAGAUUUACAGCCUUGGAAACCCUAUGGAGCAGUUCUGCUCUGCCCUAUAGAGUGGCUCCGAGUCCGAAUUGACCCAGUGGGAGUGGGUUUGGUUUUUGUUUUUUGAAGAAGUAAUCUUAACCUCAUUCAAGAAUGUGCCUUCAGUUUCUAUGAUGAGUUUUGGUGUGCAAGCUGAUUUUUAAUUCUUACAGUCAUUCAUUCACCCAUUGAGCCAAUGUUUGCACCUACAGCGUGGGCCAAGCAGUGAACUGCUGUAGGCGAUACAACAGUGAGCAAACCCGUCCUGUCUCUGCCCGUGAGGAGCUCGUGUUCUAACAACUGGGCAUGAGGGAAAUGGAAGAUAUGAGUAUGUAUUGUAACAGAUGGCUAUAGCUGUGGAGAAAAAUAAAGCAAGAGAGGGCGAGACAGGGGGCGGCUGAUGGGAUGGCAGGGCUUGCAGUUUUAAAUAGGGUAGUUAGGAAGACCUCACAGAGAAGGUAACAUUUGAACAAAGACCUGAAGGAGGUUAAGUUCUGGAUAUUCCUUUAAAUGUAACUUUAUGUAUUUAUAGUAUAGAUGCUUUGAUUGAUGCUAGCCUGCCUUCCAUACUGAAGAAGCUGAAUUUUUUCACAUCUGUCCUCAUAUAAUACAUUUCUGUCUUUUUCUUUCCUCCCUUCAUCAUUUUUAUAUGCCUUUCCCUGAAUAUGUAACCUUUUUAUCUAUCUAUAUUUUGAGGUGCAUUGACCCAAGCUAUGAAUUUCCUUAAGAAAACAAGCAGGUUAAGAGACCCUUUCAAAAACUACGUUUAGUUUUAUUUUGAAGGGGUAGAUGCGUGUUAAGUUCAAGUUCACCCUACAUGUUUCUAAGUCGGAGGUACUUAGAAAUACCUGUAACUGUCACUAAAACAUAUCCUGAGUGACUGGAUUUAUACAUGAACUAUUGAAAGUAAAAACCACGAUUAAUAGGCAAAUAGGAGUUAGCAUUUGCCAGACUGCUAGUUUGCGCCUAUGGAUAAUUGGAGAAAAUCUUCCCUCAUGAUGGCCUCUGCGACCACAGUGCACUUCCGUGUCUUAGCAGAUGGGGCGCUGGGAUGGCAUUGUUUACACACCAUAGGUACAUCUGUCGUUAUCUAGUCAUCUCUAAUCAGGGGUUGGUGGGUUGAAUUUAUUUGUGGAACUUCGUAUAUACAAAAAGACACAAGUGAGAGGUUAUUUAGACAAAUAAAAAUUACUAGUGGAGGCAAAUUGCCUUGAAUUCUGUUAUUUUGACAAAUAUGCUGGUAUUUUUAGAACGGGGUUUUCAGUGUAUUCGUGUCAAAAUCAUAUUUUCCAUUUCAAUUCAGUGUCAGAAAUCCAGCAUUAUGUGCCUGUCAUCCAUUAUGAAAUGUACAGGUUGACAGGAUUUGAGGCCAUUGUACUGCAUUGGAAUACUUCAAAAAUGGAACAAAGUAUAAAAUACAUAUAUAUUUUUUAACAUAUUUAAGUUAAGGAAAUAGAAACUGGUGUGGAAGCUUAAAAACAGACUUACAUUUCUCUGUUUGAGCGUACAGAAUUAGAUAUACAAUACUUACUUCUAAUCUUGGUUUCUAUCCUUGAAGGUGGGUUGAAUGAUUAUACUUGCAAAUAUGCCGAGUCGGCUGUGCCCAUAUUUUAGCAACCUCUAGGCCAGAGUCUCUUGAACUUGAGUAACUAGUUAUUUCUGACAUUUAAAAAAAAAAAAUCAAACCAAAUUUAGCAUCAUCGCUUGUUUGCUGCACCUCCAUGUUUAUGAAAAAAUAAUUGAGUUAUAAGAGACUUGGUGCAUGGAGCCUCCUCCACUCAUGUGUCCCCCUCACCUUUUUAUUAAGGAAAACAUUAAACACAUACAAAAAGAGAAUGGUGAAAUGAAUUCCCAUGGAUCCAUCACUUUGCUUUUUAAUGGUUAACAACUCCUGGUCAGUCUCGUUUCCCUAUUCCCCUUUACUUUACCUGCUACCUAUCAUUUCUCACUUUUUACCUGUGGAAAGGGACCCAGAUCAAGCUGAGGGCCGAGUCAGGGUUAGCAUCAGACUUCUGGUCGCUUCCUCUACAGUAUUACCAUGUUGCGUCUGCCCCGUCGCCCCGUGGAGGGCUAGAUGAAAAAAAAAUGGUCAAAGAAUAAAGUUUAGUUCCCAGAUAAGUAUCAUUUACGCUUUCAAAUUGUGAACUUCAGUAUUUCUGGCCUCUGAUUUUGAGUUGGAAUGAAACAUAAUCUUUCAAGUUCAGUACAGGUAGUCCCUGACUUUUGACAUAUCUGAGUUAUGGAGUUAUGGCGAACCUCACUUACGAUUGUCUUUUUUUUUUUUGUACAUCUUAUCAUUGGUAAUAUUGCAGUUCGUAAUUUGCUGAUGUUAUCUUUCUCACAUGUUCACUUGCAGGUGUUCAAUUUUAUGAUUUACUGUUGAAAACACUGUCAGAUUUAUAAAGAUACUCAUAAUAAAAGGCAGUAAUAAUGAAAACUAAAAAAAAAAAAAAAGGUAUUUGACUUAUGUCAGAACUGACUUAGGAUGGAAUUGUGGGAUUGAGUCAUUGAAACAGAACCCCCUCAUAAGUCGGGGACUGCCUAUACAGACUCCACCAAGAUCCUUUCCUAGUGCUCUGUGAGAAAGUAGUUUCUUCCUUCAUUAAGAUGGCUUCAUUUAUGUCUUCUGAAGAUUUCCUAUGUGUUUUUCUCUUUCAUCAGAAAUUGUGAAAUAUCUAUGAGUUUUGGCGUCCAUGAUAUUAUGCACCUGAAAUUACCCCUGAUGUUUUUGGAAUAGUACUUCAAGAUGCCUUUUCAGCAUCCUCAAAAUGCAUUUGAGAAAAAAAUUUUUUGAUCCAAUACUGAUCUUUUUAAAGUUUUAAAAUCUAUAAAAGUGAAUAAUUGUAGUUAAAAAUAAAAUUUUUAAUUUGAAAAGUUGUUUUUUAGUGUUUUUAACUGAUAUCACUCUUUUAGUCAGUUGCUUUAUUGCUUUUAAUAAAUUUUAAUAUUAAAAAACCUAAGUGUAGACAUCCUUUGUACAUCAGCAUCCUUUUUGACCUCGGCUAAACAAAUUAGAGACAUAAAUUGGAAGAAACAUACAUUGGCAAAUAUCUGUCAGUAGAAAGGAGAAAUUAUGUUAAAUUUAUGAGUCUCGGUGUUUUUUUUCUUUUUUACUUGGAAAGAUAUGACUAAUAAAGAGAGUUCUAACUUGUAAGUCAUCCCUUACCAACACUGAUUAUGUAGUAUAUCAGAAAGCCUACAAUUCUUGAUAAAAUGUUAUUGAAAUAAAAAAAAAAUCAGAAUUCAGUUUUAUUCAGCAAAAUUUUUUGAAGUUUUUUUUUUUAAGGCAAGUGGAUAUAUGGAGAUGAAUCAAAUAUGAUAUGCAAGUCCAAGAAAACUAAAAUUUGCAGCUGGAAAAGAGGCUUCACUCCUUGGGUAGAUAAGGCAUUCUCUGUGGCUACAUAGUCUUGUCGUUUCUCUUAAGGAUACUACGCUUUAAAUUUCGGCGAUAUAGCUUUGGGGAUGCCAGGGCAGGUGAACGCCAGAAGCACUCUCCAGAGACUCUUCCAGUAUGGAAUCGGCACCCCUGCCAGUUUUGUUUAUCUUUUCCCCAUUGCUUUUUAGUUAGUGCUUAACAGGAUCCUUUCUACUCUGUCCUGUAGGGUCGCUAGGAGUCGGAAUCGACUCGACGGCACUGGGUUUUCUGGGUUUUAACAGGAUCCUAAAUAUUAAUGUAGCAGGUUUAGAACUUUGAUUCUUUCUGAUCGGAUUCUUCCAGCAUUAUUAAUACACUCGACUGGUAAUUGACCAAACAUUAAAUAACUGCAUUGAAUGUUAAUACCAUUUGCCUAACACAUACCCUGUGACCCGUAUACUCAUAAGUAGAACCUGAUUUUCAUAACUUUGUUAACUUCUGUGUGUAAGUAUGUGUGUGCAUACUUGUUCCUGUGUCUUUUAAUGCUUCGUUCUUGUUUGGAAAAAAAAAAAAUUCAAUUUCUUUUAAAAAUAUUUUCAUACAUUAGCCCCUACAACUUCAGAAUUCAGCUAAAUUUCUCUUAUCCUAAAGGAGAAUGGAAAACGAUUCAAAUUACCUCUUUGUGAAAUUGAACAGAGUGAAGUCUUCAAGUUACUAGUAACUUGGUGGCUACAUCCUGUCUACCAGCUUCACUGCAUCUUUUAAGAAGAGCCUUCUGCCCUGAGUUGUUGCAUGCCUUCUUAUGGGGUAAGAGUCGAGUUUUCAAAUUCCACUUGCUUCACAAAAUUGUGGUGUAUUUCUGAUAAACUACUCUCCUCAUUUGCAGGAAAGUUACAUUAAUUGUUGUGAAUUUAUGUGAAUAAAGGAUAAUUUAAUCUUUAAAGUUAUGUCAUUUAUAUCUGAUAGGAUAGAUUUUAGAUUUAUAAAGUUAUUGGACAUACAAUUUUCAUGUUUUCUCUUUUUUCCUCAAUGAUCAUGUGUCCUUCUGCAAGUAUUCUUUCAGUUAUUCCCUUUCUAAUGGAUUCCUGUUUCUCAGCGAUUCUCUCUCCCUGUCCAUUUUCUCCCUCUGGGAUUUUUCUGUUCUGCUCUGCUCAGCUUUCCUUCCAGGGUGUUUCAGUUCUAAACCUUCUUAACCCACACAUUCUCUCCUCCUCGUCCUCAGUUCUUUGGUCAGAUGUUGCCUUGGCUCCUCUCAGCUGCUUCAGCUCGCCUUUAUUAUUGGGUUCUUUGUCCUUUUUUUGGAUAGUUCUUCCACAUUCCUCUGGUUGUUGCUUCUCGGUACUUUUAGAGAAACGCUUAAUUCCCUGGACUCUGCUUCCUGUGGUGUGUAAUGAGAAGAGGGAAUGAAAGGAGCCGUGGAAGGACAGAUAACCGUGGCCCUUUAAAAAAGGCUGAGGUAUUGCAGUUGACAGAUUACUUAAAAAAGUGCCCCAACUCAGAGGAGUUGGACAGAAGGGCUUUCGCCAACAAGGUAGAGAAAAUAUUCUCUGCCCCCUUUUUUUUUUUAAAUUUUAUUUUUAGCUUUCAAAAGUUGCAGGUAAUAUAAAUAUAUCAAAGUAUCUUUAGAAAGUUCUGGAUGGAUUUUCAUAGUUAAAAUGAUUAUUGUUUAAUCAUGUAUUAGUUUCCUUUAUCUGUAGUCUUUGAUAUUUUGUGGUAGAAGACAAACUUCUUUUUCUCUUAAAACACUUUACGAAAAAGGCCUGUCACAUAAAAGUAAAUAUAAUUUCAUCUUUUGCAGGAGAUAGAAUUCUUCCCUUAACCUAGGGCCAGUUUUCAAAUUCCAUCUGUUUCACAAAAUUGCAGUAUAUUUCUGAUAAACUACUCUUCUCAUUUACAGGAAAGUUAUACUAUCUAAUUGUAGUGAAUUUAUGUGAAUAAAGGAUAAUUUAAUCUUUAAAGUUAUGUCAUUUACAUCUGAUAGGAUAAAUUUUAGAUUUAAUUAAUGUAAAACCACUAUUGACCAAAAGGGAUGAAAAGAAAAACAAAGAGUAAUCUGUUUUUAUGAUAAAAAUUGGAAUUUCUUCAGUUUCUCAAAGAUUUUUUUUUUGGAGGGGGGUUGUUUUUUAGUUUUAGUAACUUCAUGACUUCUGGAUUUAAUUUAUUUUUCUAUUAUCAGAGUUUAUAUAAAUACAAUAUGGCUUUGUUUUUUUAAAAUCAUAGUCGAAGGUUCUUAAUACUGCUUUUUUCCUGAAACUUUCUCAGUCCAGUUAUAUCCAUUAUAACCUUUUAGGGGACUAAGAAAAAACCACUGCCGUCGAGUCAGUUCCUCAUAGGGCACUAUAAAGAAGUAAAAACUUGCAAAGCGUAGGUGGUAUAAUUGAAACGUAGGUCAUAAUCUGUUCUUUGUUUGUUUUACCAAAUUAGUUAGGGAUUCUGAGGAUACUUGUUGAAUAUUUGUGUAUGUUUAGCAUUUUGUGCCUUUGUUAAAAAUCUCUCAGUGUGACUUGUUUUUAAUAGGAUGUGUCUUGAAUGUUGGGCCAAUCACUCUUGAAAAGUAUUAAGCCCUUUAAACAUACUGGUCAGCCCCGUAGAGAGAAGCCUACAGGUUUAUUAGUACUCCUUAGCCUGAAGGCACAGCAUACCCUUUUAGGUUGCACGGCAACAGACUCCUAGCAACCAUACGAGAUUGAAUCUCUAAGAGUGACCAGGCCGGAUGUGAUAAUGAAGCAAGAGGUACAAACAGUUGUCAUGGUUUUCUUUUCACAGUAAGCUGGUUUGAUUUGGGGAAGCUUAGCCUUUCAAAAUGGGCAAAACUUCUUAUAAAAAAACUACCACUGUUUGUGCACAGGACUUCUGGCAUUAAAAUACCAAUAAUAGUACUAAAUUGAAAAAGCUACAGGCUCCAAAAAAUAGCAAAAAAGAAAGUAUGCUCAAAAUAAAACAAAACAAAAAGUUGAAAGUAUGAUUACAUCAAGAAGUCUUCAGAGAAAUAGUUUUUAAAGAGUUUAUUUUUUUUAAAUCAAAUUCGAAAUUUAGCUGUAGCAAAGUAAUUAUAGUGAGUGUGAUUUGUAAACGGUACAAAUCAUAAUAUUUGCACGUUUUCUUUGGAAUCCUCUAUUUUAAUUUUGCAGCAACUCCUUAUAAUUUUGUAUAUGUAAUUGAACAGGGUGUUUAUGUAGAACUGAUGAUUAUAAUAGAUGGAAAAUUUAUCUAACAGAAUAGGCUAUUUGAAUUAUAUGUAAACAUUGCUUUUUGAAAUUAUGAACUAAUAACUAAUAGAACAGAUAAUUUAUUUUUUAAAAAGUAAUAAAAUAUGCAAUCUUCUGCAGUGAUAGUAAAAGUAUCUGUGAUAUCCCUGAAGCUGUAGCGUUGGGCUGUAACUUCGUCAAUACUUCUCAUGUGUAGCCUUUAGUAUAUGUUUGCUGAUAUGACCAUGAAAAGGAAAUUAAUUCAGAUACAUUCACAACCUGGAACAGGAUGCCUCCAUCAAAAGAAACAGAUCCUCUGGUGGCUGCUCGAGUUAGGAGUAGACCUCCAGCCUUUGACAGCAGUAAGCUGUAAACACACACACGCUAAUACCCUUGAUUUGUUCAUCUUUUGUGUCAGCAUUUGGAAAAGAUUGUUAAAGUGGCAGUUAUAGUAAAGACUGGCAAUUACAGUAAAGAGCAGAAAUGAGGUAUUUGUGACCUAUUAUAUUUCAUUAAAAGACUUCCUUAUUAAAACAGCACUGCUUACUCUGAUUACUUGACAGCUGCCCUGAACAGAUUGGAAAAUACACAGCUUCAGCGGAAGGUAAAAUCCACCUCUUGAGCAAGCACGUGGCGUAGAACAAGUCAACAGUGUAGUAUAAACUAUUUUUUUUUAAGCAAUAAAUUUGCUUUAGGUAGAGAUGUUUGGCGGUAAUUCAGUGACAUGCUCUUUUGUAUUCCUGUAAUAAUUGCUUACUCACGGGGGCUUUUCCCAUUGAGAUAUUUAGUACGCCCACCUAACGUCAUACUGGCAUCCUACUACCAAAAUCCAAAAAAAAACCCAAACCCGUUGCUGUCAAGGCGAGUCCAGCUUGUAGCAACCCUGUAGCUCAGAGUAAAACUGCCCCAUAGAGUUUUUAAGGAGCUGCUGGUGGAUUUGAACUGCUGACCUUUUGGUAAGUAGCCGAGCUCUUAACUACCGUGCUUUUAUUAUGAGGCAUAGAUCCAGGAAUCGGCAUGUAAAUACUACCUUUACCAGGUCGAACCUGAACUUUUGGAAGCUUCACCAUUAGCUUAAUGAAUUUCUGAAAUAUUUUAAAUGUUUUUUUUUUUUUUUUUUAUCCCAUAAUAAUGCAGUAGAGCCGUAGUGAGUUUAACACUUGAAUUCAGGCGUCCCUUUGGCCACAACAUAGAAUUGUCAGCUUUUUUAGAGAAAAAUUUAUGUGCCUCUUGCUACCUUAAAUAUUAUUUCUGAAGUUUUUACUGCUGCUGACUUUGUUCCAUCUGUAUUUUGCAGAGUGGCUGCGCUGCACUCUGUGGAAUAGCUGUGCCUGUCAGAUAUUCUGUAUUGUAGGUUAGCAGUGAAGCAGCCCAGCCUGCACAGUGUAAUAGUUCAUAGCUCUGUUCUACAUCCCAAGGUGUGGGCUACAUGCUGUGUAGAGUAGACCAUGACUAGAAUCACAAAGAGCCCUGGUGGCACAGUGGUUAAGCAUUCAGCUGCUAACCAAACGGUUGGUGGUUCAAACCCCGCAGCUGCUUCGUGGGAGAAAGAUGUUACAGUCUGCUGGGUAAAGAUGACAGCUUUGGAAACCCUGUGGGGCAGCUCAGCUGUGUCCUACAGGGUUGCUAUGAGCUGGAACUGACUGGAUGGCAACGGGUUUUACGAAUGAAAUCACAGCUCGCCCUUGAAGACAGACACACAGGUUCAGGAUGAAGCAGACUUGAGGGAAGAUUACCUCCCUCAUCUAGUCUUGCAUGUAGAUUCCUGUCAGCACCACCACAGUAUUGACAGAAGGCUGUUGGCGUUGCUUGUAUGGAACUGGGAAACUUCCAGAAAGACCCAAAUUCUACUCUGUGAGACACUCUUAUACCACAUAGCUACAUCACACUUAUACUGCAUGGCUGAUUCCACAUACACAGGUAUCUGUGACCACUUCCUGUAUCUUUAGUUUGAAAAAUAAAACUACCUGGUGCAGGUUGCAUGAGGUAUGUCAGGCUGCAAACCUUUUAGGAAUAGGUGUGACUCCUAGACUUUGGAGUAAGACAGACCUGAGUUCAAAUUCUCACUGUCAUUUGGUAAGUAAUUAUCCUUAAACAAAUUCUUUAACUACUUUGAUCUCUGAUCCCUUAUGUCAAAACAGGGAUAUUACCUACCAUGUAGGGUUAUAAAAUGAGGUAGGUGGAUAAAGCGAGCUUAGCACAGCAGCCUAGAAUCAGCACUCAGCUUGGGGUAGCUAGUAUUGUGAUCAUCUUUCUUGCCUAGUCCUAUGGCGUGUGAGGCAGAGAGAGUGGCAGCUGAAAAUAGUAACAUGGAACUAGAGUUAAUCAGAAACAAAUCAGAAAUGUUUUCAAAGAGGAAUGUUACGUACUUCAUAUCAAGUCAUUUUCAGUAGUGGUUGGUGGGUAGGAUUUCUUACUUAAACUGUUAGAAAGUGAUCCCUCUUCACAGAUUCCAUCUGGGGGCAGGAUCUUUAAAGAGAACAAGGGUAAUAAUUGAAGGGGGAAAAAAAGCAUUGACAGAUUAAAAUACUUAGUGCCGUGCAUGAAGAGUGGACUUCAAAGAAUAGAGAAAAUUUAAUUAUUUUAGUAAGUAUGUAGGGUAAGCCUGUCAUUAUUUAAACACUUAGUCUGUCUUCAAAUCUGUCUUCCAUGUAAAAGACUGUAGAAGAAGAGGUGAGUGAACUGCCAGGCUUCCGUUGUGGACCUGAGAGAACUGGAAAUGAACAUCCAUGGCUUCUGCUGAGCAACAAGCGACCAUCAUGCAGACAUCAGAGACUGGGUCAGACACAGGCUCGACGGUGACUUUACAAACCUCCGUGGCUAGUCAAGCAGCCGUGCCCACACAGGUGGUACAGCAAGUCCCAGUCCAACAGCAGGUACAGCAGGUCCAGACCGUGCAGCAGGUGCAACAUGUCUACCCAGCUCAGGUGCAGUACGUGGAAGGAAGCGACACUGUCUACACCAACGGAGCAAUCCGAACAACAACUUAUCCUUACACAGAAACGCAGAUGUACAGCCAGAACACUGGAGGGAAUUACUUUGAUACUCAAGGGAGCUCUGCACAGGUGACCACCGUGGUCUCGUCCCACAGCAUGGUGGGCACUGGCGGCAUUCAGAUGGGUGUCGCCGGAGGGCAACUCAUCAGCAGCUCGGGAGGAACCUACCUGAUCGGCAAUUCCAUGGAGAAUUCUGGCCACACAGUGACGCACACAACUCGGGCCUCCCCGGCGACACUCCAGUGGCUGCUGGACAAUUAUGAAACGGCAGAAGGAGUGAGCCUUCCCAGAAGCACUCUGUACAACCACUACCUACGCCACUGUCAGGAGCACAAGUUGGACCCAGUCAACGCUGCCUCUUUUGGAAAACUAAUACGGUCAAUUUUUAUGGGGCUGCGAACCAGGCGAUUGGGAACUAGAGGAAACUCCAAGUACCAUUACUAUGGGAUUCGCGUCAAGCCAGAGUCCCCUCUUAAUCGUCUGCAAGAAGACAUGCAGUACAUGGCCAUGAGACAGCAGCCAAUGCAGCAGAAACAAAGGUACAAGCCUAUGCAGAAAGUGGAUGGGGUUGCAGAUGGUUUCACAGGAAGUGGCCAGCAGACAGGCACAUCUGUUGAGCAAACUGUAAUUGCCCAAAGUCAACAUCAUCAACAGUUUUUAGAUGCAUCUCGAGCGCUCCCGGAGUUUGGAGAAGUUGAGAUCUCUUCUCUGCCAGAUGGUACCACCUUUGAGGACAUCAAGUCACUUCAGAGCCUUUAUCGAGAGCACUGUGAGGCAAUAUUGGACGUUGUUGUGAAUCUUCAGUUUAGCCUGAUAGAAAAAUUGUGGCAAACAUUCUGGCGCUAUUCUCCGUCAACUCCAGCGGACGGCACUACCAUGACUGAGUCAAGCAAUCUGAGUGAAAUAGAAAGUCGACUUCCGAAAGCAAAGCUGAUAACUCUGUGCAAACAUGAGUCUAUCCUGAAAUGGAUGUGUAACUGUGACCAUGGGAUGUACCAGGCUCUGGUGGAGAUUCUCAUCCCCGACGUGCUUAGACCCAUUCCUAGUGCCUUGACCCAAGCCAUUCGAAAUUUUGCAAAAAGCCUUGAAGGUUGGCUUUCCAAUGCCAUGAACAAUAUUCCACAGAGAAUGAUACAAACCAAGGUUGCUGCUGUAAGUGCCUUUGCCCAGACUCUGCGAAGAUACACGUCGCUCAAUCACCUGGCCCAGGCGGCCCGCGCAGUGCUCCAGAACACGUCUCAAAUCAACCAGAUGCUAAAUGACCUCAACCGUGUCGACUUUGCCAACGUCCAGGAGCAGGCUUCCUGGGUGUGCCAGUGUGAUGACAACAUGGUCCAGAGACUAGAAACAGACUUCAAAAUGACCCUUCAGCAGCAGAGCACCCUGGAGCAGUGGGCUGCCUGGCUGGACAACGUGAUGAUGCAAGCCCUGAAACCCUACGAGGGCAGACCCAGUUUCCCCAAAGCCGCCAGGCAAUUUCUGCUAAAAUGGUCUUUCUACAGCUCAAUGGUCAUCCGGGACUUAACCUUACGCAGCGCUGCUAGCUUCGGCUCCUUCCACCUGAUCCGUCUCCUCUAUGACGAGUAUAUGUUCUACUUGGUAGAGCAUCGUGUUGCCCAGGCAACAGGAGAGACACCCAUAGCGGUCAUGGGCGAGUUCGGUGAUUUAAACGCCGUGUCUCCUGGAAAUCUGGAUAAAGAUGAAGGCAGCGAAGUGGAGAGUGACAUGGAUGAAGAGCUGGAUGACUCUUCAGAGCCUCAAGCCAAAAGAGAGAAGACGGAGCUGACCCCGGCGUUCUCGGUGGGCUGCCUGCAGCCGGUGCUGGAGAGCAGUGUGCAGCCGAGCCUGCUGACCCCCAUCCACAGCGAGCACGUUGUCGCCAGCCCCCAGACCAUCCGGCAGUGCAGCACCACGGGCAACACGUACACCGCCGUCUAACGCUUCUCACGGCUUCUCCUCCCAGCUUACUUUUACCCUGUUGAUAGCGGGCUUCAGUUGAAAAAUGAAUAAGCCUGAAGGUCGAACGUUGUCAAAUUCGAUCUGUGCUGAACAUUACCUUUUUGGAGUUGUGGAAUGGAAUGGGUGUAUGUAUUUUGCCAGGUCUUUUUUUUUUUUUUUAAUGUAAACACAUUAUUUGCCUCUUAAUAAGAGUUUUUUUUUUUCCUUAGUUUCAGAUGUCAAGAAGGAAUUUUGCAACACUUAAUGUCAAUAUUUUUGUUCUCUUAUAAUUAAAAGGUAAUUGACAUUUUAGUAGCUUCAACUAUCUUAUUGGUGACUGUUAGUCUUGGUUGUCUGAUUUCAUGUGUAAGUUUUUAACGAGAUGCACUUCUGUGAAGGUCAGAGGAAAUGCGUUGCUUUGAUUUACACUGGAGCCCUGCCGAUUCGGCAGCAGAUGCAGCCAAUUUGCUUUUGAAAGGUGCUUUUCCUGGGACAGAACCGUAAGACAACACUAUUUUGCUAACGUUUUGGGGGACGGAGAGAAAAAUACAGAGCAAUUUGAUUACAGUGCUAGAGGGUUGGAGGGUCGUCCGCUUUUCUCGGCAGAAAAACUGAGCUGUGCAUUUAUCCGUGGAGAGUAAAUGCCAGCGUUGCAAGCGAUUGCGCUAAUAUGUACGUAAUGUGUGUACAUAAUCAUUAGACCACGUUAACAACGCAAGCUUCCGUUACACCUCGAAUCCUAACUCUGCCGUGCAAACCAGUUCUGCUGCAGAAAGACUACUGACUCUGUAUUUGGGACCACCGCACAGAUGCAGUCUGCUGGGAAGGGGGGGCUGUUGUAGUUAGAUGCUGAAGCUGAAAGAGAAAUGAGUUGACUUUUUUUGUUUUUUGUUUUUUAAGUGUACAUGCUACUUAUGCUGAGCUGGAGAUACAGGAAACCAUUCCAUUUGGAUGACUUUCUUUUAUUCCAGGUCUUUUUCCUAAUAGUAGUUCAAUGUGCUGCUAUUAUAAAAGAAAAUAUAUAGAAUGCACGGAAUGUAGCAACUUGCAUAUGGUGAUUUCCUUCAAAACUAUGUCCUGGUUUCUAAAGUGUGUGGAUUUCAAUUUUAAGCAGAACCUGAAGGCAGUGUGACUGGCACACCUCACUGUUACCGAUUCCCAACUCUGUAGGAUUUGGAUGGGUGGCUGGAUGGACCAUUGCCAUUGAAGAUUGUACAUCAGGGAUCAUCGUACCUCGGCUAUUACAUGGUGCCUUAACCCAGAACUGAAGCUAAGGUUUAGUAAGGUUUCUUUUUGUUCACGUGAAUGACUCUUCCGUCCAUUUGACAAGGUGUGCCUGUCAUUUUCAGAUCCCGAAGCUAAGGGCGGGUCACAUGUUCUUCGAAGGAAGUUUAGGGAAAACAAAACCAGACAAAAACUUCCCGUUUCGAGUGACCGAGAACCUAUUUUUUAUUCUUCGAGCUGAAUAUUACUUGAUUACAAACCAGAUUGCUUAAAGGCGUUGGAACAGCAGGCAAGUUUUAAUACCAACUUGUUGCAUAAAAUCGUAUCUUGUUUAGACCAUUCGUAUCUAGUUAUCAUUUUAGAACAUUAAUAGAACAAGCAGGUACUUUUCGAAGUGCAUCUUUUCAAGUCCAAAUGUCUGUAUGUAUGUCCAGGUGUCUGUGCGUCCAUGUGUACACACGAGUUCCGGCUGCAGAGUCAGAAGGUGGAGGAGCCCUUGAGCGUAUACGCCGACCUGCUUCAUUUACACGAAAAUCCAAGGUUCUUUUAAGCACUCAAUUAUUAAAUUUUUUUUUUUAAAGGCACAUGCAUUCAUUUAAGUAGUUGUUUAAAAAGAAAAACAAAACAACUGAUCAGCAAAAAUAAAGCCAAAAAUAAAGCCAGAGGGAAAGCACAACGCGGUUUACAGAUUACUGAUGAGGCCUAUAUCGAACUCAAGAUGUUUCUCUUUCCAGUUUUAUUGGGAUGGGGGGCGGGCUUGGAAAGAAGAGCCGGCCUGUGGGGUUUAAAAAUACCAAAUGGCUUCUCGGGAAAUACACGGCAGAUUCACCCUGCUCUUGCUUGAUUGCCUCAGACUACUCAAGCAACUAAAAGCAACCAAGUUUCUUAAGUAAAAUUUCAAUGUUUUAGAUGUGAUUUUUUAAAAAAUUGAUUCAAAUUUUAUAUUCAACAACUCAUAUUCGCAAGUCUGCACUGGCAUCACCUUCACCUAGAUGUCAUUCGAAUGUUCGUCUCCAUUUUUCCUCCCAAAAAGGCAAUGAAUUUGCAUCGUCAUUAAAAAAUAAAAAAAGAGAGACAAAAAGCAGAACUUCUUAAGCUGCAGAGACUAUGUGUUUACGUCAUUGUGCAUUACCGAAUGUUUACAGGUAAAAUUAAAAUCAAAAAAUGAAAAACCCACUCUUCAUCACGACUCUCCUUCCAGAAUUUUGUUGAGUUUUCUGUCUGUACUCGCCACCCCCAGAAUUUUGCUUUGUCUGUAUUGGACCAAAUGUGUUUACUGAUUUCAUCUUGUUUAGUGCACGACUCUAAAUGUAUUUAUUAUCAUUGUUUCCUUUCAUUUUAAUGUUGGAUACAUCUGUCAUUAGAGGAAUCUACUCGUAAUGGGCAGAUUUAGAUUGCUGAGCAUUAGGGAUGGGGACCCGCCAGGAUCCAGCUUUUCUUCCAGUAGUUCAUGGUUUGCUGGGAAUUAGGACAGAUUAGAAAUUAAGAAAUGUUACCACGUUUCAGUUUGGCUCAGUGAAAACACUAUGAUCGCCCUGCAGAACACAGUUAGGAAUGUUAUCUCUUUGUGGCUGAGGUUAGUAGUUCUGGCCGAUACACAAAAUAAUACCUUCCGUUCCUGUUACUUCUAGUUUUUUGUAGUUUGCAGUAAGACACACGCGCGCGCACACACACACACACUCACACACAUUUUAACAUAUCUUGAAUCUGACUUGGGAAAUAUUUGAAAAUGAAAACAGAAUAACUUUUUCAUUCGAGCAAAUUGAAGCAACUACACUUACUGCAUUUUUUGAGCGUUUUAUUCCAUUUUCUUCACUCACUGCACUUGUGACUUCUAAAUAAUAUUAGACACUAGCACUGCUCUUGGAGUAGAUUUAUUGACAAAUGCCACGGUACACAUGGUAAGAAGAACUUCGUAUUUUCCAACACUGCAGUCAAACACGAGUUGUGAAAGCUGUCUCCGUAGACCAGCCGCUGUACUUUCAGUGUGGAGGAGUGUAAAUAAGGUCUAUUGGCUCAUUUUAGAUUUCAGAAAAGUGACUUCCAGAUACUCAGAUUUGCAUCAACUUUGAGAAUCAUACCCAAAAGACUUGUAUUCACUGAAACCAGUGAACAAUGGGAUGAAAUGGGGGAGCCGUCUCCUGGGAACACAGGGCCUGAUUUGCAGAUCUUUCUCUGGAUACCAAGUUGCUGGUCACCUCUUUCAGGAUUUUCCUCCAAACUCUGUUUGGACCGACUGUGUAAGUCGUGCCGCCUUUUCAGAACUCCGCUUUCCUUUUUGUGCUUUUCUCUUGUACUGUAUAGCAUGGUUUACGCGCCUCUCUAUAGAUGGUAUACUUUAAACAAACGUCAGUUUUAUCAAACGGUUUUAACCCUGAAUACCUAAACCUCGGAGCGUGAACAUUGUGGCCGCCUUUGAUUUGCAGUAGCUGAGAGAAAAGGAACUCGUUCUUGUAGAGUACCAUAACAGUCCGUCAUUCGGGAGUGGACACACCGACGCCCUCUGCUACACAUGCUAACCGUGAUAUGGUUCCCAAUUUUUUUUUAAUUCUUCAAAUGAUGUAUUUGAGAUGCCUAAAAGAAUGCUGUGCUUGAAAUACAAGCGUAAAAGGAAAAAAAUGUGUGUCACUGUGAUGUCAGUCCUCCCAGCGUAGACGCAAGUAGAAAGUCAAAAUUGGCAAGUCUCAAUUUGAGGCAGUAGUUCCGUAUAAUAGAGGAAAUCGACCUCUGUUGUAACCUCCCCCACCCCCUGCCAAAUUCCUGGUGACAAAGUAGCAACCACCCACAGGUUGCAGUCAGAACUUUCGAGAUGUGUGAGUCACACCCAAUCAUGGCGGACGGACCUUGGCCUGCAGUGCUGUUGAAAAUUGGCCUUUUCUCUAGAUCAGACUGACUUCCGUGGCUAUGGUUAGAGCCAGCCAGUGAAUGGAAUCUUCGCGUUUCUGCAAGUUUGGUGAUUUAAAGAAAACUGGAAUAGAAGCAUUAAUUCAGUGCUUAGUUCUAGUAUUAGAAAGCCCCUUUGAUGUAAUGCCUUGUAUUAACCCUUUGAGCAUUGUAAGAUUUACAAGGGGGGACAAAAGCCUUUCAGAUCAUUUAUUUAGACUAGACCGGUAAAAUAGACUCUAUAUCCAAAUGUCUAAUUAUGCUGGUUUGUUUUUGCUUUUAUUUUUUUUUUUAACGGGGGAGGGGGGUAGGAAGAGAAAGUGUUUCCAGGCUGAACACUUGCAUUUUAUAUACAACUCUUAAUUUCCUUCAAGAGGGCUUGAUAUAUUUAUUCCCAGAUAUUCACUGCCAUCUAAGUAAGUGUACUGUUUACAGAAAAAAGAAAAAAAAAAUCAGCUUUUCUAGCAUCAUGUCACAACUCUCUAGAAAAGGACAAAGACACGGGCCUGUGGACCUAUGUCAUAACUGGUUUCUGCACAUUGAAAGUACCUAGAUUGCCUUUAAAAGGUAUGAAAAAGGGUUACGUUUCUUUUUCUCCCCCCCCCCCUUUUUCUUUUUUCCUCCAAAACAAAAGGCCUCAUUUUAUUUAGCUUUAGGAAGGAGAAGUGUAGAUGAAGCCUUCGGAAGAAAUGAGCGGACACAGAUAAGCUGAACUCUUUGGGGGCAGUUAGGCUAUUUGGGGUUUGAUCUCUCAUAAAGCAUUGUUUGGGAAUUUCAUUCCGAGCAUAAUUUUAUCUAUGCUCUGAACCUGUAAUACUUUGUCAGAAAAUUAUAGAUAGGAUGGAGAGCAAAGCACUUAAUUUUAAGCUCAUCUGUCAGGAGAUGCUACAACUGACUACUGCUUCUGGUGUCUAUACAUGUCGGUCUGCUUACACGACUGCCGAUCUUGUUCCAGGGACGCGCUUCAUGCACCUGGUCCCCUUGUCCCCUGCCUGACCUACACCAGGGCAGCGUGGUCUGCAGACAGAUUGGCGCUGCCCUUGCUGGGGGCAAGGGCGAGCGUGACCUCUUCUGAUGUCUAGUGUGACAAGGCACCCAUAGCCUAGUGCGGGAAUGCCGUCAGCCUUGCUUUGCAGGCAGGUGAGGAAGUCAAACCAUGCAGAUGACUCCCGCGGUAACAUGCAAUAGUCAAAGGGUUUUAAUUUAACUCUCUUCUUUUGGAUUCUUCAUGAUGGUUUACUGUAAAUGCUUCUCAGUUUGCAUGCCUUGAUCAUUGCUGCUAGUGAUUUUAUGUGCCAGUAGACCUGAGUUUAGUUUACCGAUUUUACUUAAAUAGCGAAAGCCACUUACAAAGUGACUGCCUAGGGUUUGGUUUAUUUUAUUUUAUGUUUUUUUUCUUCCUUUCUUUCUUUGUUUUGUUUCUUUUUCUUUUUUCUUCUUUCUUUUGUUUGAAGUAAUUGGUAAUUUGUCUUAUUCUCAAAAAUAUGUUUUCUUUCAGUUGGUUCUGGUACUUCUUUUAUGUUCCCUCUUUGCUUUGUUUUUGAAAUAAAUUUAUGAUGUUGGGAUUGGAAGCCCUGAGUAAUGAAAUCUUUGGUAAGAAUUGUUUAUGCAGCUCAAUAAUGUGGACAGGAAAUCUUUGUUAGAAGAAUUAUGGUCCUAGGGAGAAAAAAAAAUUUCCCAUUGACUGUUGAUAACCAAGUAAAUUUUCCUUCAAUAAAUUAGUAUUUUUCAACGAAUGAUUGCCUUGUUUUCACCUGCUAAACACAAUUUCAAAUGACUCGAUAAAGGAGGUAUUGAAUUUUCUUCAUUUAAAAAGCAUCUUUUGUACCAAAGCAAAUUUCUUCCUCUCCUCAUCUCCAUUCAUCGAUUUGGACCUUUGGUGGCGACCAAUGUGUUGGUUCCGGAAACUUUAAGUGAGUGCCUUGAGAAAACGGGGAAAUUGUGCCUGAGGUGGUAAACUUUUAAUUAGGUUAAUUGUAGUGCUUACCAAUCAGUAAUUCUACUAUCACUCAGGGCUUUCGUACCUUCUAGGUCAAAACUCCUUUCAUUGUGUUUUUUUAAGAUAACUGUGUUUUUUUUUUUUAAGUGCCAUCAUUUGAAUUUCACUUAGUAAGUGGCAGAUUGCGUCGUUCAGUCCCACAAGCACAGAAACAUAGUGACACUAGGAGAUAUUUGAACAUUUAUUUUACAAUCGAGUGAAUAUAUUAUGUAAAUGAGGUAAGCAACUUUUGUAGAGAUUGUAUUGCGUGAGAUAAUGUAAUGUUCUUUUCCAGUUUUUGGACUACAGUUGAAUAAACUUUUUAAUUAUUUAAAAACAUCUUUACCGAAUAACACGUGAUGGUUUUUUGUAUAAUGUAUUUGAUUUUGUAAAUACGUAUUUCCUGAUGUGAUUUUUUGUGAGAAAUGCUAAAUCUUUUAGUAUAUCAUGUCCUCUCAAAAUUGGCAGGAGCUAAAUAAUAGUUUGUGGGCGAUUUGUAUUGUGGACUGUAUAAUAACUGGGGAACUUUUAUAAUUAUAAAAAUAUAUAUUAACUUUUAGUGUGUUGUUUAAACAAAUGACUGGAACAUACUAAAGAUAUUAGUAGGAUUUUUCUGAAUAUUUCAGACUUGAACUCAGGCUAGCUUUCUUGUGUUUUUCAAAACAAAAUUGUGUCUUGUCUUUUAAAAAUCAAUAAAUUUGUUUCCUUGUUACAAAUACAUUUGAAAUGGCGUGGUUUCUUCACCCCCUCGAAUCAUCACCAGAGAGCUUGUAUCACACAACUUUAGAGGGGAGUCUGUGCGCCCUUUGCCACUAGCUUAGAAAUAAAAUUGUUUCCCUUUUUUUGCAUCAAGUGAAAAUUGGCAAUAUUUGCACAUGAACAACCCAGGAAGGGAAAAAAAAAACAAAAUUAUGAGCCCAGCACGGUACAAAUCUUACCCUCUAAGAAAAUUAGUGAUUGAGUGCUGUUUAAUUUCCAAAGCUGUCAACAUUUCCCUUGUAGACCCAGAUUUUUGGAUGUUCAUAGUGUGCUUGUUUUAUGGCACUUAACAUUGGUAUAUUUGGCACCCAAGUUCCCUGUGUAGAUGGAAAUAGCUUGUUAAAAUUUGUCUCUGUACACUUUAUGGGGGCAGAUCACCAGGUCUUCUCUCUUGCAGACAUUUUAGGGAGCCCUGGUGACAUAGUGGUUAAGAGCUCAGGCUGCGAACCAAAAAGGUCAACAGUUCGAAUCCACCAGCCAGUCCUAUGAGGCAGUUCUACUCACUCCUAUAGGAUCCCCAUGAGUCAGAAUCAACUCGAUGGCAACAGGUCUUUGGUUUUUGGUAUAAAGACUCAAGGAGCCCCUGAGUGGCGCAAAUGGUUAAGGGCAGGGCCACCAACCCAGGGUCAGUGGUUUGAACCUGGCGAUGUGCGUCUGAAAGGCCAUAGCCUUGAGAACCCUGUGAAGCAGUUCUACUCUGCACACAUGGGGUCACCUUAAGCCGGAAACAGCUCGACAGCAACUAACAACACCGGUUUUCAUUGACCGGAGCAGAGAUUCCUAAGAGGCUUAGGUUUCAGGCGUGGUCCUCCUUGCUUCAUAAAGCAAUCACCCAGUUUCCUUUUGGUAACAGGUCAGCCACCAGAGCAACUCCCUUCUCUACCUGCUUACUUGGUGGCACCGGGAACCCAAAAUGGUCAAAGGACAGUCUUAGGGACUACCUCAGCUUCCAGCUUAAUGAAUUCAUGACUGGCUUUCUGGUGAAAGCAUUCCUGCCUUGAAUACUAAGACCUUCAAAGCCACCAAGUACAAUGUUUGAGGUCCAAACGCCAGGAACCUGUUAAAUGGCUUCUCUAGUGUAACGGGAGCCCUGGUGGAGCAGAGGUUAACAGCUCAACUGCUAACCAGAAGGUCGCCAAUCCAAGUCCACCAGCUGCUCCUUGGAAACCACAUGGGGCAGUUCUACUCUGUCCUAUAGGGUCGUUAUGAGUCGGCAUCAACUAGACAGCAACAGAUUCCAGUGUAACAGAGGGGCUCCCCCUAGCUCUAUUGUUAGAUUCCAGGAGCCAUGCAUCCUGAUUUGAGAGAAACACUACCAAAUAUUGACUGCUGGUUUAAAUCGUAUACAACAUUCAGUGAGACUGCCCCCCAAAUUUAUUAUAUAUUGUCUCCCAACUGGCACCACAGCUGAGCCUUCACCAGGCCAUUCUGUUGUUCUACAGAACGAGUUGCUUCUGGGUGAUGAGACACAUUGUUGUUGUUAGUUGCCGGCAAGUCGGCCCCAACUCAUUGUGACUUUAUGUAUCACAGAAUGAAAUGUUGCCUGGUUCUGUGCCAUCUUCAGGAUCAUUGGUAUGUUUGAGUCCAUUGUUGCGGCCACUGUGUCAAUCCAUCUCAUUGAAGGCUUCCUCCAUUUUCACUGACCCUCAACAUUACCAAGCACGAUGUCCUUUUCCAGCAAUUAGUCUUUCCGACAGUCAGGGAGUUGAAAUCUUACCAUCCAUGCUUCUAGGGAACAUUCUGGUUGUAUUUCUUCUAAAACUGAUUUGUUCGUUCUGGCAGUUCACGGUAUAUUCAAUAUUCUUCACCAGCACCGCAAUUUGAAGACAUAAGACCACUGAAUCUGUACUGGAAGCCUACAUCCUUUAGUCAUAUAAUUAGUUCCCGAAUCAGAGAUAGGAGCCCUGGUGGCGCAGUGGUUAAGCACUCAGCUGUUAACUGAAAGGUCUGCAGUUCCAACCAACCAGCUGCUCCCAGGGAGAAAGACCUGUCAAUCUGCUUCUAUAAAGAUCACAUCUUUGGAAACCCCACGGGGCAGUUCUACUCCAUCCUAUAGGGUUACUAUGAGUCAGAAUCAACAGCAAUGGGUAAUCAGAGGUGACAUUGUGUGAAACUACGUGUUUAUGAAUAAAAUACCUACAAAAACAAAAAUGGUAGUGCAAGCAGGGAAGGCAAAUCCAGAUCUGGAAUAUAUAUUUCAUUAAGGGAAUUGGAUCUCUCUAUGAUGAAAAAGAAACAAUCUAAUAAACCUGCCAGUUGGUCCCCGGGAGGAACACUGCCGUGUGGGGAGACUUAGCGUUGGUUUCUGCUCUUGGAAGUUGACAAUCAGCAGUAGCAGUUGCCAUAUCAGAUUUGGAGAGGGGAAGUCCAUAUUGUCAAGCCCAUGUAGAGCCUCUUCCAUGCUGCCAUGGCCACUUUGUACACAGUCACAUUGAGCAAAUACCAAUAUGACUGAUGAAAAAGAUUGACCAUCUUCCUCAGAUCCUAAAAAAGAGAGAACAUUUUGAAAUACCUGAGUGUGCCAGGAAUCAGCUAGGUUACAUUUCUGCCAACCAGCAAAAUGGGAGCUGGAAAUAGAGAUAUAAAAAAUACAUUUUUCGCCCAGUUGAGUUUAAGGGUUGUGAAAUCUAUACCCAAUAGAGUGAAAUUCCUGGGUUGGAGCCAUGACCUGGUGCUCCUGGAAGUGACAUAUCCUCUCUCAGCAUAUUUCAGCGUUUCCAUUUUCUUGGCACUUGGAUGUCAGAUUUAUUAGGAAGCUUGAAGGAAAUAAAUAAUCUGUGGCAUCAAGGCAAGUGACCGCUGGGAAUACUGACCCACUAGACUUCUUGCUCAGGACUGAAGGACCAGUGGAAGGUUCUGGAGAAGCGGUCACCACCAGCCCUAACGACCCAAUGACCUGGUUGGGGGCCCUUCUCUCUCUGCUCACCAGGAACAAGUAUUUAGUCGUGGUCACUCUCAUCUUUUACGAAAAGACUGUUCUUCAAAUUUGACUUUAUAAUUUUUUUCUCAAACCAAGAAUAAAUUUGGGUAUAAAGUUCAAAUUGACCAAGACCUAGUUUUAACCCCACACAACACACCCCACCAAGCAAAGAUCAAAAUAGGAAAGUAGGUGAGUCCUGGUUCCCGAUUCCUUAGACUUCAGAUUAAUUCCCGUAACAGAACUGUCAAGCAGCCCGGAGGCUUAAAGUGUCAAACCCCGUACAGAAAUAGGAGUGAAAGUAACCAGUCCAGAUGGGGAAUUUAUUCCAAAAGGGGGCCAACAACUUUGUACCUCGGGCUGACCAAGCCAAGAGCACGGUAGUCAGGUAUCUGCUUGGAAAUUGGACUGAUUUGAUCACCCACCAAAGGGCUUUCAGAAUCAAGAUAUAUCUGCUCUGAGAGGAGCACAGAUCAUAAAGUUUGGAUGUUGUUUGUGACUGUGACCACUUGCUAGAACGUUUGUUAUUCUCAGAUACCUGCGUGGCUCACUCACACGCACGGUCUGCCUCUGCUCCAGUGUGAUCUAAGAAGCCUUCCCUGACCACCUGCCUCCCUCCCAGAUUUCCCCAUGUCCCUCACCCUGCUUUAUUUUUCCUACAGCCCUUCCUACGUCUGCCAUGUUCACUUCUGCAUUGUCUACCCCCUCCUGCAGAAUGCAGGUUUCGGUAGGGCAGUGGUUUGAACGACUGCAUAGCAUCAGUGCAGAACUGCUGCCACAUGGCCAUCGGCAAAUAUCUGGUCAGGAUUUGAACUGGUGAAUGAUCCACGUCGGCCUCAAACAUAGCUAUUGCCAGUUCGUAACCAUUCGUACCUGCAUCUCUUGCUAGUCACUUAACAUGUUAUGAACUCACGGUGAAUGUUGGAGCAUAGGCAGAGGAAAACGAUACUGACUCUCAGUUCUACCCAAAGUAAUGUAUGAAUACAACGCAAUCCUGAUCCAAUACCAACAGCAUUCUUGAAAGAGAUGGAAAAACUAAUCAUUAACUUUAUGUGGAAAGGGAAGAGUAAAGCUCUUUUGAAGAAAAAGAAUAAAGUAGGAGGACUCUCACUACCUGACCUCAGAACCUACUAUACAGCUACAGUAGUCCAAAUAGCCUGGUACUGGUACGAUGACAGAUACAUUGACCAAUGGAACAGAACUGAGAACCCAGGUGUAAAGCUAUCCAUCCAUGGUCACCUGAUCUUUGACAAGGGGCCAAAGUCCAUCAAAUAGGGAAAAGACUGUCUUUUUAACAAAUGGUGCUGGCAAAACUGGAUGUCCAUCUGCAAAAAAAAAAAGAAAGAAAGAAACAGCACCCAUACCUCACACCAUACACAAAAA
Messenger RNA from Loxodonta africana (African savanna elephant), 25970 nucleotides. It is a transcript of the gene RFX3, whose product is annotated as regulatory factor X3. The transcript is spliced from 16 exons. Bases 12622 to 14826 code for a protein of 734 amino acids. Gene Ontology annotation, cellular component: nucleus. Gene Ontology annotation, biological process: regulation of transcription by RNA polymerase II. NCBI's taxonomy places the organism in Eukaryota, Metazoa, Chordata, Mammalia, Proboscidea, Elephantidae. Gene Ontology annotation, molecular function: DNA-binding transcription factor activity, RNA polymerase II-specific; RNA polymerase II cis-regulatory region sequence-specific DNA binding. The record is from RefSeq and is a predicted model, not a curated record.